UGGCAGGUGGUGCAUGUUCGGAAACAGCCUACAAUGUUUAGGAAGAUAGCUAGGUAGUCAUAGGUUAUCAACGUAAUUUGUUUCCCGUUUUCCUUUACUUUUUUAUACGAAUUUCACAGUAUGUGCCAAUACAUGUUCUGCACUAGUGCCGAGCGUGGUUUGGUUUCUUCAAGUCACUUUCUGUUGUAUAUUCUGUGCACUGAGUGAUCCCGAUGCGGAGUGGAUUACGGGUGCUAUGCCUGCGUUGAGAAAAAAGGACUGAAUAAAGGCUGAUAGUUUCUCUGCAAGCACCACAGACCUUGAAUGAAAACCGUCGAACCUCUGUGAAGGCAAGUUCCUGCACAUUUAACCGCAGGGUUUUUCCACUUUUGCCAUUUUUCCCGAGCAUCGAUAUCGUUUCUGAGUGUUCUUGCCUUUUGUUUUGAUUUAGAGGCAUACUGCGGAGCCAUUUCACGAUGAAGCACGACUGAACGGAGUUUAAAAAAUGAGGAAGCAUUUUUUAAAAGAUUCUUUAAAGAUAGAGGCCUCAUCAUCUACAGGCCCAGAUCUUGGCGAAAAGGGGGAAAGGGGUCCAUGGAGCCAGAUGAAUAAAAUCGAGUGAAAUGGAACACGAGACACGCGGACGCAGAGACAUAGACAAUGUAUUAAAGACGGCGAUUCGUGCAAGUUUGAAGUCUAUCCGAAGAAAAUGAAGUACUCCGUAUGCUAAACGUGAAAUUGAGCAUUAUUGUACUCUAUUUUUCUAUGUAUUUCAUAAGGAAGGUUUCUGUUGGAGAGGCUCUGCUAACAACGCUACCUAAUCCAUGAAAUUCCUUCUCCAGGAUUUGGAAUAGUUAUCAUUUUUUAUAUUUUUUAUUUGAAUUUUUGAUCUGGAUCCAGCGUUGAUAUUAUUCAAUGGAAGUAUGUUAUCAGUUGCCGGUUUUGCCUCUAGACAGGCCGGUUCCCAAGCAUGUACUCAGCCGGAGGGGAGCCAUCAGUUUCAGCUCCAGCUCCUCUCUGUUCGGGGCCCCCGAUCCACGACAGCUGUCACAGAGACGUGGAGCGAUCUCCUAUGACAGCUCUGAUCAGACUGCGCUGUACAUUCGUAUGCUAGGGGCUUGUGUAAUAUUCAAACAGCUGUUUUCAAGAGACGUGAGAGUGAGAAGCCAGGUAGGAUUCGAACCGGAGCGACGAGGCUCGCACCCCUACCUGUGUGUGGAUUUCCGAACCUUGCACUCCCGGGGCGAGACUGUGGGGCCAGUGUCCGGCCGGCGGGUCCACAGGCUCUUCAGCUUCCAGCGUCACCUUCACACCUCACGCCUGGUCCACAGCGCCACCACCUGUUCACACAACCCUCUGCACAUCCUGGACGAAGAUUACCUGGGCCAGGCCAAGUGUAUGCUGGAAAAGGUUGGGAGCUGGAAUUUUGACAUUUUCCUCUUCGACAGAUUAACAAAUGGAAACAGCCUUGUCACCCUGACGUUCCACCUGUUAAAUCAGUAUGGAUUAAUUGAGCUCUUCCAGUUAGAUAUGGUGAAACUUCGUCGAUUUUUAGUCAUGGUCCAAGAAGACUACCACAGCCAGAAUCCUUAUCACAACGCAGUUCAUGCUGCGGAUGUGACCCAGGCCAUGUACUGUUACCUGCGAGAGCCCAAGCUCUCCAAGUCGCUGACAUCCUGCGACAUCCUCCUGGGCUUGCUGGCUGCUGCCUCGCAUGACCUUGACCACCCCGGGGUCAACCAGCCCUUCCUCAUCAAAACCAACCAUUACCUAGCAGCUUUGUACAGGAAUACCUCAGUUCUGGAGAAUCAUCACUGGAGAUCAGUUGUGGGACUCCUGCGAGAGACAGGACUUUUCUCCCACUUACCUGCAGAGGAUGGGUUAAACAUGGAAAGACAGUUGGGCUCCUUGAUCCUGGCCACAGACAUCAGCAGACAGAACGAGUACCUGUCCAAGUUCAGGCUGCACCUGGACCAGGAUGACCUGUGCUUGGGCAACGCCUCCCAUCGUCACUUCAUCCUCCAGAUGGCCCUGAAAUGUGCUGAUAUCUGUAACCCCUGUCGGCCCUGGGAGUUGAGCAAACAGUGGAGUGAGAAAGUGACCUCAGAGUUCUUUCAGCAAGGUGACAUUGAGAAGAAGCACAAGCUUGAAGUCAGCCAACUGUGUGACAGCCAGACCAACACAGUAGGGGACAUUCAGAUUGGCUUCAUGACAUAUGUAGUGGAGCCUCUGUUUUCCGAGUGGGCCCGGUUCUCAGACACACGCCUGUCCCAGACCAUGCUGGGUCACUUAGGUCUGAACAAGGCUAGCUGGAGUGGGCUGAGGGCUGAGGGGAGCCUAGACGAAUCAGAACCGGACCCAGACCCACCACCAGAGCCAGUGUCAGGUCAAGGCCCAGGCCCGUGUUUAGGAUCGGGCCCGGCCACAGCUACCGCCGCAGAAGAACCCACCACCAAAACCUUAGCUCAGGGAAGCCAGGAGUUUUGACCACCCAACCCCCAAACCCUCAACCAGUCCCUGGGGAAAGGCUGCACAGUGUGUGCUGUGGUGUGUAUGUGUGUGUGCAUGUGUGGAAUUGAAUGGAGAAAGAGUGAGUUCUGGUGUGUUACGUGCAUGCUGUGGUGAUGCUGAAAGUGUGUGUGUGUGUGUGCGUGUGUGUAUGUUUGCAUGCAUGAGUAUGUUUGGGUGUGUGUGUGUGAAAGAGAAAAGCCCACUAUGUACACUCACACCCCAGUCAAACACCUUGAAGUCACAUUUUUAGUUGCUUGCCUCCCAUCAACCACUGAUUAAUCAUUUUAUUAAUUUAAUUUAUUUAAUUUUAAAUUUCUAUUUUAUUUGUCUAGACAUAGAGCAAUACAUAGAUACCUCAUCUGGCAACUGCUGUAAGUUUUGUUUAUCUUUUUUUCUUUAAGAAAAGAAAGAAGAAUUUGCUCCUUUUAUUUAUUUAUCCUGUUUGCUCUGUUGCUGGGGUGUAAUGAAUUGAACCCUUGGCGUUUUUGAUGAGACACUUCAAGAGAGUACAGUAUAGGAAGGAUUCCCCUUUGCUGGGUUUCAAAGUGCCAUUUGAGUUGCUCUGACAAGUGAUUUGAAACACCUGGAGUAUUUGUAAGAGGUUUUCUGAAACUGCACAGAGAGACUGUGUUUGUAUGCACAAGCGUGUGUGUGUAUCAAUGCAUUUGCAAUGAAAUCUUCCUCCUUAUGUAAAAAAACAAAAACAAAAACAAAACAACAAAAUGUGAAAAGCCCAGUCGUUUUGCUGCCUCUAUGAAGACUGUUUACAAAAUGUCUUGUCUUGAUAUGAAAUGACUUCUGUCAGUUUUCUGUGAUUGUUAUUAUUGUUUUUUUUGUGUGUUUUGUAUUUUUUUAUUUUUAUGCACAGAUGUGAAGAACCACUCAAAUUUACAUUUGAACCAUUGUCCUACUGCUGAACAAAAACAAACAGGAAAAGACAGAAAAAAAAAACCUCCACUGGAUUGCCACUCAGGCAGUCAGAUGCACCAGAUGCCAUAGCCAAGCCAUCUGUGCUCCAUUGGAUUUUGUUUUUCUUUCCUUCUUUCUUUCUUUCUUUCUUUCUUUCUUUCUAUCUCUUUCUCACUCUCACUCCUCUUGCACUCCAACAUGGUGUGAUUUUUUUUGUUUCUUUAGGACUUUAGCAGCUUCUGCUCUGUAAAGGGUAAAAAGGAGACGGACACUCGUUCCUCCUCACCUCACCUCCUCUCCUGCUCCCCUCUCCCCAAGUCCCCACCAUCCUAUUGCUUUAUGGGACAACGUUCUGAUCGGAAGAGAAGUCGCUGCCUUAAGUGGCGCUGGCAGAGUGGCCGACAGACAGCCAACCAACCCGCCACCCCCCACCCGAUCACCGCCGCCUUCUCAGACCCUGAUCUGCGCAGCCCGGCCCGUUUGCAUGGGACGCCUAGCUGACUUGGAUCCUAUGACGGAUCUCUCUCAGGGUUUCGCCAAGUUGUCGGUGUUUGUAGAGAGCGGGGGUGGCCUCAUGGUGCCUUUCGUAGGUAGCUCUUCAUGUGCCCCAACCCACCACCCCCUACGACCCCCAUCCCUUCUAGCCAGCUCCUUACCUACCAACCUAACCCCCCUCACUGUUCCACCCGCCCGACUCACUGAGCCCAACCUAGAGUUGUUUUUUAUACGCAAGGAGAACCACACCGUGGAUAAGGGAAGGAGCAGUCGUCCCUUUCAGAAUGUCUCGACACAAUACCACAC
Molecule: messenger RNA, 4200 nt
Organism: Alosa sapidissima (American shad)
Lineage: Eukaryota; Metazoa; Chordata; Actinopteri; Clupeiformes; Clupeidae
Gene: pde7a
Product: phosphodiesterase 7A
Exons: 14
Coding region: 895-2466 (523 amino acids)
Molecular function (GO): 3',5'-cyclic-AMP phosphodiesterase activity
Source: RefSeq, a predicted model, not a curated record